Molecule: messenger RNA, 2538 nt
Organism: Cutaneotrichosporon oleaginosum
Lineage: Eukaryota; Fungi; Basidiomycota; Tremellomycetes; Trichosporonales; Trichosporonaceae
Biological process (GO): proline transport; amino acid transmembrane transport
Cellular component (GO): fungal-type vacuole membrane
Molecular function (GO): L-glutamine transmembrane transporter activity
Source: RefSeq, a predicted model, not a curated record
ACUCGCUCUUGUCAGCCGACCUGGCAUCGACUUUGUCUCCACUCUCACCCACUCUCACCCACUCUCACUCCUCCUCUCCGCUCCGUUCUCCUCGUUGUCCCGAGACCCUCCCGGCUCCACUCCCCCACCCGGCCCUCCCCACCUGUUCCUGCCAUUACAUCCCCCCGCAUCGCUUCUCGUUGCAUUCCUCUCCCUCCUCUCCUGCCCAUUCUACAUCCUACUCCCACAAUCUCUGCCACGAUUCCGUCUCCAUCGCACCCUCCACCACCAACCUCCCAUCUCAUGCCGCCCGAGAGGAGCGUUCCUAUCGGCACGCCGCGCGACACUGGUCGUCGGCAGUCGGUUGUCCGCAGCUCGCUCGAGCUCGUCUUCAGCUACUCGCGCUCUCAGCAACGCUUCUUCGCUGGCCUCCCUUCCGCCCCAUCCUUCGUCGACUCGCAUUGGGGUGAUGUCGCGACCGAUGACGACGUAGACGAGGACCGCGAGUGGGACACGGAGGCGGGCGGCUCAGGCUCGCGCUCGGGCUACAGCUCCGCAGACGAGGCCGAGCCCGCUGUCGAUAGCGCGAGCGAGACGUCGGCAUUUUUCCCCGACGAUCCCGUGCGCGCUGCCGCCGAGAGCCGCCGAGGAUCCCCCACGGACCUCACGAGCAUCCGCGAGCGGCGCAAAGAGGACGACGCGGCGCGCAGCUCGCGCGCCUUGCCCACCAAGCGCGGCGGCCUACUCCAGAUGUACGGCACCACGCCGACCGUGCCCCUCAGCAGUUCGGUGACGUCGAGCAGCGGGUCUGGAAACAGCAACAGCGCCGGCGCGACGCCGCGCGCAGGCGCCAAGCCGCUGCCAGAGGAUCCGCCGAGCCGGCGCGUCAGCGUACAGCGCGGAGUGGGCGUCGGGCACGCGCCGCCCUCCCACCACGCGCUCCCCAGUGAAACGACACCCCUCCUCCCUUCGCCGAGCAGGAAGAACUGGGCCCCCGAGCGCUUUUCAAUCGUUAGCUCGCCUGCGCGCUCCCGCCGCUCCAGCAUUGCCGGGCAACGCCGCGUCUCACGUCGCCCACCAGUGCACGUUGGUGAAAGCAGCGACGGCCAGACGCUCUUCAAUGCCACCGCUGUGCUUGUUGGUAUCGGCCUCCUCUCCAUGCCUCUCGCGUUCAGUUACGCCGGCUGGAUCGGCGGCACUAUCAUGCUCGUCGGCUUCUCGUACAUUACCUGCACGACGGCCAAGCUCCUCUCGCGCCUUAUCUUCGCUGACCACUCGUUGGUUGGCUACACUGACAUCGGCAAGGCGGCAUUUGGCCCCGCGGCCGGCGGAGCCAUCAACGUUCUCUUCUGUCUCGAGCUGUUCGCGAUCGGCGUCGCGCUCAUGGUCCUUCUGGGCGAUUCGCUGAACGCACUGUUCCCCUCCAUCUCAUCGGACAUGUGGAAGGUUAUCGGCCUGAUCGUGAUCCUCCCCACGACAUUCCUGCCGCUCUGGCUCCUUUCGUUCCCCUCCGUUCUUUCGACCUUCUGCACCGUGCUGCUGAUCGGCAUCGUCGUCUUUGACGGGUUGUGGAAGACGAACGCGCCGGGAUCUAUCAUUGAUCCGAUGCCGACGCACCUGGGCCCCGAGCUCGACGGCGCCAACUGGCUCGGCGGCGUGGGUCUCGUGCUCGCCGGAUUCGGCGGCCACGCCGUCAUCCCCAGCAUUGCGCGGGAUAUGAAGCACCCAGAAUCCGCCAACCGCGUGUUCAACAUUGCGUUCACGAUUGCAGGCGCCAUCGCGUUUGCAGCCGGCGCGACAGGCUACCUCAUGUUCGGCGACGAGGUGUCUGACCAGAUCACGCGCGACCUGAAGAACCCGUUCUUCGGCUACCCCAAGAUUCUCAACACGUUUGCCGUGUGGAUGAUUGUGUCCGCGCCGGUAUCCAAGUUUGGCCUUUGCUCACGCCCGCUAAACAUUGCCAUUGAGGGGUUUCUGGGCCUCGCACCCAACCCCGCCGUGCACCCGCCGCGCGACCGCCGCCGCUCGGUGGUGGAGCAGGUGUCGUCGUCGCUCGGCACGAGCUUCGCGGCCGCCGGUGCCUCCGACUACCUAACGGAUGACACGUACGAUGACCGCCCCAAGUCGCCCGUGACGCCGCUGUACGACCCGAACGCAACGCGCCGCGGCGAGGGGUGGAAGGGCAUUGCGCGCAUCGCGAGCCGCACAGUCAUCACCAUCGGGUGCACGCUGACGGCGAUCCUCUUGCCCGGUUUCGAAAAGGUCAUGGCAUUCCUUGGCUCGUUCAGCAGUUUCCUCAUCUGCAUCAUCCUCCCCCUCGGCUUCUACCUCCGCCUCAGCCCCAAGCUGCUCCAGCUCGACGUGACCGACUGGAACGUGCGCGUCACCCGCUGGAUCCAAGUGGGUGUGAUCGUGCUCAGCACGAUCAUGAUGUGUCUCGGGACGGCGUGGGCGUUCCUUCCCGGCUCGGGGCGCGCUGGCGACGAGUAGUAUCUUAGCAUCGUUCGUAUCCUUCUCGCGUAAUCUUUUAUGGUGGUCUCUGUAUGGUGUUCCGAUUUG